Molecule: messenger RNA, 536 nt
Organism: Morone saxatilis (striped sea-bass)
Lineage: Eukaryota; Metazoa; Chordata; Actinopteri; Moronidae
Product: arf-GAP with Rho-GAP domain, ANK repeat and PH domain-containing protein 2-like
Source: RefSeq, a predicted model, not a curated record
CUGUUUGUUACCUACGGUAACCGGCUGGCCAAUCAGGUGUGGGCUCCAGUUGUGCCGGCAGCAGAGCAGCUGCGACCAGACUCGUCUGACGAGGAGAGAUCAAAGUUCAUACGGGACAAAUACUGCGGGGGGCGCUACAGACGAGUCCACAUUCUGGCGUCCUCGCACUCUCUGAUGGACCAGAGGCUGCGCGAGGUGGUUAGUGGAGCCGACGUAGAAGAAACAAUGUCUCUGAUCUGCUCAGGAGCAAAGGUGUGUCAGUCAGACCCUCAGAGUCUCUCCCCCAUCGUGCUGGCUGAGAGGGCGGGUCAGGCUCUGCAGAGUGAGCUGCUCCGACUCAACGAGUACACAGAGGUCCCACCCAACCUGCCACAGUCAGCCAAUAGCGGACCUGACUUCGCCCCCUUAGGUGAGGAAGAGGAGGAGCUUCAUGGUAAACUGGAGGAAGAUCGUUUUCUCUUCUCGUUAGAAAACAACUCGGCAACGUGUGAUGUCCUCGACCUGCGAGAAGUUCUGUCUGUCUUCCUCAAAGACGG